This is a messenger RNA of Grosmannia clavigera kw1407, 447 nucleotides long. Its product is annotated as ATP-dependent clp protease proteolytic subunit. The record is from RefSeq and is a predicted model, not a curated record. Gene Ontology annotation, biological process: protein quality control for misfolded or incompletely synthesized proteins. Bases 1 to 447 code for a protein of 148 amino acids. Gene Ontology annotation, molecular function: ATPase binding; ATP-dependent peptidase activity; serine-type endopeptidase activity. Gene Ontology annotation, cellular component: endopeptidase Clp complex. The transcript is spliced from 3 exons. NCBI's taxonomy places the organism in Eukaryota, Fungi, Ascomycota, Sordariomycetes, Ophiostomatales, Ophiostomataceae.
AUGAACUAUCAGCGCGCUGCCAUAAGGCUCUGCCAGAUGAUGGCGAGCCAACCAUGCCUUCAAGUAUCGAGGUUUUCGAGCAGUGCGACGCUUAGCCGCCCUGUUGCGUCUGUACCAAUGCCUUACAUCACUGAGGUCACGGAGCGAAUAAUUUGCCUCAACGGUCCUGUCGACGAUACGGUUUCGGCUGCCAUCGUAGCGCAGUUGCUAUGGCUCGAGUCAGACGCGCCCGAGAAACCUAUCACAAUGUACAUAAACUCCCCUGGUGGUGAACGGAUUCGCGGCCAAGUAAAUGAGAUUGUUAGGAGUCAUCUGAACAAAGCCUUUGGGCACGAGAAAUACGACCUGCAAAGUAUCAACGAUAUGAUGGAGCGGGACAACUAUUUGACCGCAGAGGAGUCCAAAGAGCAUGGAAUUGUGGACGAAAUAUUGGUUAAAAGGCCCUGA